This is a messenger RNA of Mixia osmundae IAM 14324, 708 nucleotides long. RefSeq lists its product as uncharacterized. Gene Ontology annotation, biological process: nucleobase-containing compound metabolic process. The transcript is spliced from 2 exons. The record is from RefSeq and is a predicted model, not a curated record. Lineage: Eukaryota; Fungi; Basidiomycota; Mixiomycetes; Mixiales; Mixiaceae. Bases 1 to 708 code for a protein of 235 amino acids. Gene Ontology annotation, cellular component: cytoplasm; mitochondrion. Gene Ontology annotation, molecular function: ATP binding; AMP kinase activity.
AUGCUCCGGCGAUAUGCAUCUCAUGCAGCUGCGCAAUUGCGCAUGACAAUACUGGGAGCACCGGGUUCUGGCAAAGGCACACUGUCGAGCCGGUUGCUCGCGCGCAAUGAGCUCGCCAGCGUCGUUGUGGGGGAUCUACUCCGCAAAGAGGUCAGCCUAGGCACCGAGCUAGGUCUCAAAGCCGAAGCCGUCAUGAGAUCGGGAGGAUUGCUGCCUGACGAAGUGAUCGCACGGUUAAUGCAACCCCACUUGCAGGCACUUUCUGCAAAAGACUGGCUCAUAGACGGCUACCCACGCACAGCACGGCAAGCCCAGCUCUUAGACGACGCGCUCGAGUCGUUUGGCGAUCGAUUGACGCUCAUUGUCAAUCUCGACGUGCCUGAUCGCGUCAUACUUCAGAGGAUAGAGGAGCGUUGGAUUCACGCGCCCUCGGGUAGGACGUACAACCUCUCCUUCAAUCCGCCAAAAGUGGCAGGCAAGGAUGACGUGACGGGAGAAGCGCUAUCGAAGCGGCCUGAUGAUGAUGUCGCGACGUUUGCCAAGAGGCUCGAGAGGUAUCACAAGGAAAACAAGCCUUUGCUGGACUACUACGCCAAGGCGGGAGAUCGUUUGGUGACUGUGCAAGGCGAGACGAGCGAUAUCACAUGGCCGAAGCUCGAAGCGAUCAUCUCGAGCCGGUUCAAGCUGACGCCCAAGUCUGCACAGUGA